AUGGAGGGCACCGACCGAGCCCAACGCGAUGGCUCCCCGACCUCUCCUACUCCGUCUUCCUCACACCGAAGAACGCCGUCUGGUUUCAGUCUCCUGUCUCGCUUCCCGUUCAUGAGGCCUUCGCAAGACUCCAAACCCCGUGCCGACCGCGACGAUCACCACCCCACACCGACCGCCUCCCGGUCGACCCCCCGUGCAUCUUCCACCAUCAUCCAGCAGCAGCAAAAGACCCGCCGCCGCAGAGGAUCCCUUAGGAAGGUAGCGCUGCUCGGACGCGGAGCGCAACGCGACAAGAAGGAUAGCAAACCCCUGACCAUUGACACCUCGCAUGCUGCCGCCUUUGGUCUCGAUCCAACAUCCACCGAGACCCAAAGCCCAGAGCAACUCGAGACUCUGACCUAUAAUACCCCCCUGGAACUCACGCUGCUUUCUUCGACUGGCACCAUCCCUCGAACAAGCGGCGUCGUCAAGCCCCCUUCCGCGCCGAUCUUGCCAACCAACGGCGGCGACUCAUCACAUCCAGACCAAGACACCCACGGCUCAUACACAUCUACAGACGAGGAAGACAUGCUCCAGAUACCCCGGGGCUCAGCGGUCCUACGACAGGGCUUGGCCAUGUCUCCCGGGCCAGACUCGUACUUCGGAACACUGGGCUCGGACACGACGCAGAGGCGAAGGUCCAUCCACCGGGCGAAAUCGCCCCUAUCUUACGGCGGACUCUCAACCACAAACACGAUGCCGACGCGCGAGGCUGAAUGGGACUACUCAGACACAGAGUGGUGGGGAUGGGUGGUGCUAAUCGUGACAUGGUUUGUCUUCGUCAUUGGGAUGGGCUCUUGCUUUGACAUCUGGAGCUGGGCGUGGGACGUCGGCAAGACGCCAUACGCGCCGCCAGAGCUGGAAGACGACCCUACAUUGCCCAUCGUGGGAUACUACCCGGCACUAAUCAUCCUGACGGGUAUCAUGGCCUGG
This is a messenger RNA of Ilyonectria robusta, 972 nucleotides long. RefSeq lists its product as uncharacterized. The transcript has a single exon. The annotation marks the transcript as partial. Lineage: Eukaryota; Fungi; Ascomycota; Sordariomycetes; Hypocreales; Nectriaceae. The record is from RefSeq and is a predicted model, not a curated record.